AUGCCAGAGGCUUUUGGGAAUAAUAUGACUGCAUUGCAAAAACAUGUUUCUUUCUUCGACCGUAAUCAUGAUGGAAUUAUAUUUCCAAAUGAGACAUUGGAAGGACUCAUGGCACUCGGUUCUAACAUCACUUUGUCCACUGCGGCUACAGCUCUCAUCCAUACAGCCCUUAGCCAGAAAACCCGACCUGGAAAGCCUUUAUCUAUGUUAUUUCCGAUAGAGAUUGAGAACAUUAAGGGAGGCAAACACGGGAGUGACUCGGGUGCGUAUGACAAUGAAGGAAUGUUUGUGGAAUCAAAGUUUGAGGAGAUAUUUACAAAGUAUGCGGUUACACAUAAAGAUGCCUUAACAGAAGGUGAAUUGGGGGCGAUGUUGGAGGGUAAUAAGGUACCUAAUGAUGUUGCUGGAUCGGUUGCAGCUUCUACAGAAUGGAAGAUGUUGUACAAUUUGUUUAAGGAUAAAGAUGGUUUGUUGCAGAAACAGACUGUGAAGGAUUCAUUUGAUGGAACCUUGUUUUAUCAGAUGGAGAAGAAGAACAACAACAAUGCCAAAUAA
Molecule: messenger RNA, 555 nt
Organism: Impatiens glandulifera
Lineage: Eukaryota; Viridiplantae; Streptophyta; Magnoliopsida; Ericales; Balsaminaceae
Product: probable peroxygenase 5
Exons: 1
Coding region: 1-555 (184 amino acids)
Molecular function (GO): calcium ion binding; monooxygenase activity
Source: RefSeq, a predicted model, not a curated record